AUGCCCGCAUCCCUCUCCAACAAGCUGUCGAUCCGCGACCUCGACUUGAAGGGCAAGCGCGUCGUUAUGCGCGUCGACUUUAACGUCCCGUUCGACGGACAGGGCAACAUCACCAACAACCAGCGCAUCACGGCUGCUCUCCCGACCGUCCAGUAUGCCAUUGACCAGGGCGCCAAGUCGAUCGUGCUCAUGUCGCACCUCGGCCGUCCCAACGGCUCGGUCGUGUCCAAGUACUCGCUCAAGCCCGUCGCAGCCGAACUCGAGCGCCUCCUCCCCGGCAAGACGAUCACCUUCCUCCCCGAGUGCGUCGGCGCCGAGACGGAGAAGCGCGUCGCCGAGGCCAAGGACGGCGAGAUCUUCCUCCUCGAGAACCUGCGUUUCCACAUCGAGGAGGAGGGCUCGAGCAAGGACAAGGAGGGCAACAAGACCAAGGCCGACGCGGAGAAGGUCAAGGCGUUCCGUGCAUCGCUCACCAAGCUCGGAGACGUCUUUGUCAACGACGCAUUCGGCACGGCCCACCGCGCCCACUCCUCCAUGGUUGGCGUCGACCUCCCCCAGAAAGCCGCCGGCUUGCUCAUGACCAAGGAGCUCGAGUACUUUGCCAAGGUCCUCGAGAAGCCCGAGCGCCCCUUCCUCGCCAUCCUCGGCGGCGCAAAGGUCUCGGACAAGAUCCAGCUCAUCGAGAACCUCCUCGACAAGGUCGACUCGCUCAUCGUCUGCGGCGGCAUGGCCUUCACCUUCAAGAAGACGCUCGACGGCGUCUCGAUCGGCAACUCGCUCUUUGACGAGCCCGGAUCGCAGAAGGUCAAGGCGCUCGUCGAGAAGGCCAAGCAGAAGGGCGUCGAGCUCGUGUUCCCCGUCGACUACAUCACCGCCGACAAGUUUGACAAGGACGCCAACACCUCGACUGCGACUGACAGCGAGGGCAUCCCCGAUGGUUGGAUGGGCCUCGACGCCGGCGAGGAGAGCAGGAAGAAGUUUGCCGAGACCAUCAAGAAGGCCAAGACGGUUCUCUGGAACGGCCCUGCUGGCGUCUUCGAGUUCGACAAGUUCGCUGGCGGAUCCAAGGCGACCCUCGACGCUUGCAUCGCCGCCAAGGAGGCCGGCGCGACCGUCAUCGUUGGUGGUGGCGAUACGGCGACCGUCUGCGCCAAGUACGGCGCCGAGGACAAGCUCUCGCACGUCUCGACUGGCGGCGGUGCUUCGCUCGAGCUCCUCGAGGGCAAGGACCUCCCCGGUGUCUCCGCCCUUUCGGAGAAGCAGUAA
Rhodotorula toruloides NP11 is the source of this 1266-nucleotide messenger RNA. RefSeq names its product phosphoglycerate kinase. Gene Ontology annotation, biological process: gluconeogenesis; glycolytic process. The transcript is spliced from 5 exons. Lineage: Eukaryota; Fungi; Basidiomycota; Microbotryomycetes; Sporidiobolales; Sporidiobolaceae. Bases 1 to 1266 code for a protein of 421 amino acids. Gene Ontology annotation, molecular function: ADP binding; ATP binding; phosphoglycerate kinase activity. The record is from RefSeq and is a predicted model, not a curated record. Gene Ontology annotation, cellular component: cytosol.